UGUCAACUAUAAAAUGCCUUAAAAAAGAAUAAGAUAACCCUAAAUUUUCAAUUCUUUCUUAGCAGCCAGACCUUCAGGUUUCUCUCUCUCUUUUGUCUGAAAAAAAAAGAAAGAAAGAGAAAGACCUUUGAGUGAGUAUCAAUGGAUCCGCAGCCUGAACCUGUUCACUACAUCUGUGGAGACUGUGGGCAGGAGAACACACUGAAGCAUGGGGAUGUGAUACAAUGUCGUGAGUGUGGUUACCGCAUUCUUUACAAAAAGCGAACCCGAAGAAUUGUUCAGUAUGAAGCUCGCUGAAAGUGGAGUUCGGAGAUGGGGAGGGCAUAAGCACUCAUGCAGACGAGAAAUAAUCGGUUGUAUUUUGUACAUGUUUUGGAUCAUAUUAAAUGUUGUCUGGGAGAUUAAGCUUGAUCCAUAGUUGCUUGCUUAGUACCGAAAUGAUGUCUAUCGUGAUUUAGAACAUCGAACCCUUCUAAGAACCGUCUGUGGUUUAUGUUUCUGCUACUGCAUUUAGUGACUUCUGGUCAAAUAGUGAACUUUAAAUCCUUGUGCAUUGUUUCCUUUAACCAUUUUUCCCCCUGUACUACCCACCUUUGUUUUGCAGUUAGGUUAAGUAUACACCUGACAAACUUGGUCCGAA
Hibiscus syriacus is the source of this 640-nucleotide messenger RNA. Its product is annotated as DNA-directed RNA polymerases II, IV and V subunit 12-like. The record is from RefSeq and is a predicted model, not a curated record. Gene Ontology annotation, molecular function: DNA binding; DNA-directed RNA polymerase activity; zinc ion binding. Lineage: Eukaryota; Viridiplantae; Streptophyta; Magnoliopsida; Malvales; Malvaceae. The transcript has 4 exons. Gene Ontology annotation, biological process: DNA-templated transcription. Gene Ontology annotation, cellular component: RNA polymerase I complex; RNA polymerase II, core complex; RNA polymerase III complex. Bases 142 to 297 code for a protein of 51 amino acids.